Molecule: messenger RNA, 1900 nt
Organism: Medicago truncatula (barrel medic)
Lineage: Eukaryota; Viridiplantae; Streptophyta; Magnoliopsida; Fabales; Fabaceae
Product: U-box domain-containing protein 9
Exons: 2
Coding region: 280-1659 (459 amino acids)
Biological process (GO): protein ubiquitination
Molecular function (GO): ubiquitin-protein transferase activity
Source: RefSeq, a predicted model, not a curated record
UACUCAAAUCAAUGAAAUGAAAUGAGAUCUUUUUAUAUAUAAGAAACAAAAAAACAAAGUCUAGUGAGAGAAACACUAAGUUUUGUGUCUUUCUUUUUCUCUUAACACAAUUCAUUGUUACUGAGCUCAGAAGCUACCUAAGUAGAGAGAGAGAAUCUGAAAACAGAGUGUUUUCACUGAUAUUCUCUGCAUCUUCAUUCUAUGAAAAAUAUUCAAUAUUUUAAUUUUCUGGGCUAUCAUCAAAAUUGAAUCUUUUUGUUUCAUUGGAUCAUCAUAAACAUGGCAAAACCAGGGGUGUUAGAUUCUGAUCCAGAAGUUAUGUUGAAGAAAGCUUUAGAGUUGAAGAAGGAGUUGAAAAAGCUUGUGAAGUCCAUUGUUGAUGAUGAAGAUAUAAGCAUUGAAGCAAUUGAUAAAGCAAAAGAAACUCUUUGUGUUCUUAAAGAUUUGAAGCUAAGAAAGAAAUCUCAAUCUUCAAAUUCAAUGUCUUUUAAGAUAAACAAGAAUGUUACUUUCCCAGAUGAAUUCAAAUGUCCACUUUCCAAGGAAUUUAUGAGAGAUCCUGUCAUUGUUGCUUCUGGUCAGACAUAUGAUAGACCUUUCAUUCAAAGAUGGUUUAAUGCUGGAAAUAGGACAUGUCCUCAAACUCAUCAAGUUCUCUCACACACUCUGCUUACUCCAAAUCACCUUAUAAGAGAAAUGAUAGAAAAAUGGUCUAAAAAUCAAGGACUUGAAUUGUGCAAUGCUAUGAGUUACAUUAGCGAUGAAGGUGCUAAAGAAGCUGAUCAGAGUCACUUUUUAUGUUUGCUUGAGAAAAUGUCUUCAACACUUUGUGAUCAGAAAGAAGCUGCAAAACAACUUAGAUUAUUGACAAAGAAGCAUCCUUGUUUUCGAGUACUUUUUUGUGAUUUCGAACAUGCAAUUCCUCAAUUGCUUAAGCCAAUUUGUGAAGGAGAUAGUAUUAACCAUGAACUUCAAGAAGAUGUGAUCACAACCCUCCUCAAUAUCUCGAUACAUGACAACAACAAGAAACAAGUGGCUGAAAUUCCAAUGGUAAUUCCAAUCCUCAAGAAGGCUUUGAGAUGUGGAACAAUCGAAACACGAGCCAACGCUGCAGCAACCCUUUUCACGUUAUCAGCACUAGACUCAAACAAAGAACUUAUAGGAAAAUCCAAUGCCUUAAAACCGCUUAUCGACCUAUUGGAAGAAGGGAAUCCCUUAGCUAUGAAGGAUGUUGCUUCAGCAAUAUUCACUUUAUGUAUGAUGCAUGACAACAAAGCAAUAGCAGUGAAAGACGGUGCGGUUAGAGUGAUUAUGGCAAAGAUGAAAAACCGAGUUCACGUCGACGAAUCACUAGCUAUCCUUGCCCUACUUUCGACUCAUCAGAAGGCUGUCCUUGAAAUGGCAGAGCUUGGAGCUGUUCCUUGUUUGCUAAGCAUUAUGCGAGAGAGCUCGUGCGAACGCAAUAAAGAGAACUGUGUCGCAAUCCUUCAAACUAUAUGUCUUUAUGAUAGAUCCAAGUUGAGGGAAAUAAAGGAAGAGGAGAACAGUCACAGAACAAUUUCUGAACUUGCAAAAAGUGGAACUUCAAGGGCUAAGAGAAAAGCUAGUGGAAUUCUUGAGAGAUUGCAUAGGGUUGUUAACAUCACACACACUGCAUAAUAAUGUCCUUGAAUCCAAGACUCUCUUUCAAGGUAUAUUAUUCAGUUGUGUACCUUCAAGUUAUUGAAGGUAAAAAACUAUAAGAAACUUAUGCUUCAUAAAACCAAUUGUGUACAUUCUUUUCUCUCAAUGAAGUUAUUUUCAUGUUAAUUAAGUACCUGAAUAAAGUGAAGCUAUGUGCUCUUUGUUCAAAAAAUUCUACAAAGUUCUUCGUGUAUAUAUAUAUUAAAUAUUUCAUUUA